Messenger RNA from Punica granatum (pomegranate), 1692 nucleotides. Lineage: Eukaryota; Viridiplantae; Streptophyta; Magnoliopsida; Myrtales; Lythraceae. The record is from RefSeq and is a predicted model, not a curated record.
CCUCCGAAUUAGCUCCUAACUGUAUCGUGCUCCCUCCCUGGCGCCUUAUCUCUUCUUUACCCUUUCACCAACCUCUGCAAAUCUCCCCCCUUCUCCAUUGAAUUCGAUUCCACCGACAUGGGAGAGGACAGAGGCGCGUUGGCCUUUCGCGCUGUCCCCAACCUGAAGACCUCCCAUUUCGCUCACCCCGACUCCACCAGCCACGAGCCACUGUGGUGGAGAGCUCAGUCAACGGGCCGGGUCUGUCUGAAUUCCGGCUCCGGGAGGGCCAGCAUCGCCAAUUUCGCGUCGCUGUCGCUGGCGGAGAAGCGGGAGCACAGCGAGUACGAGCCCACCUCGGCUCAGCUGCUGAAGCAUCCGCUGGCCAUCGUGGCGUACGUCCCUAGGGACGCCGCGCUCUUCCUCGCCGGAGCCGUCGCUGGAGCUGCCGCAAAAACCGUCACGGCACCGCUCGACCGCAUUAAACUUCUUAUGCAGACUCACGGUGUACGAGCUGGGCAACAAACUGCAAAGAAGGCCAUUGGUUUUAUAGAGGCAAUCACAUUGAUAGGGAAGGAAGAAGGGUUAAAGGGGUAUUGGAAAGGCAACCUUCCUCAGGUUAUAAGGAUUAUUCCUUACAGUGCUGUCCAACUUUUUGCAUAUGAAUUCUACAAGAAACUCUUUAAAGGAAAGGAUUGCGAGCUUUCUGUCAUUGGAAGACUUGCUGCCGGUGCCUGUGCUGGCAUGACUUCUACCUUUAUCACAUACCCUUUAGAUGUCUUACGGUUACGCUUAGCAGUGGAACCAGGUUACAGGAGCAUGUCACAGGUUGCAUUAAACAUGCUGAAAGAGGAAGGAGUUGCAUCAUUUUAUAAUGGUCUUGGACCUUCUCUCAUUGGAAUAGCUCCUUACAUUGCGGUCAACUUCUGCGUAUUCGAUUUGGUUAAAAAGGCUUUGCCAGAGGACUUUCAAACGAGGACUGAGGCAUCUCUUCUAACUGCUUUGGUCUCAGCUGGAAUCGCCACACUCACUUGUUAUCCCCUGGACACAGUGAGAAGGCAGAUGCAAAUGAGGGGCACACCUUACAAGACAGUUCUGGAUGCCUUUCCAGGUAUUAUUGAACGGGAUGGAGUGGUGGGUUUAUACAGAGGUUUUCUGCCAAAUGCCUUGAAAAACCUACCAAACAGCAGCAUUAGACUAACAACAUUCGACACAGUCAAGCGACUAAUUGCUGCUAGCGAGAAAGAGUUCCAAAGAAUCGUGGAGGAAAAUCGGCAGAAGCAGCACAGUGAUGCUAGUAAUUGAAGUGCUCCGAUUCUUUGGUAUAUUGUCCUUCAAUACUUUUGCCGCAGGGGGAGGGCCACCGAGAUAGUUCAGUGAUUCUUUCUCCUCAAUUCACUACGUUUCGGGCUGCCCUGGAAUUCAUUGUUUUGGAGGAUUUAUGUGCCAAACUUCAAUUUUGGAGUGCACUUGGUGGUAUGGUAACAACAUUUUGCGAGAUAUUAGACAGGACGGGAACGAGAUAGUCAGGUUAAAUAGGCAGAAUGCGACUUUAUAAUUAGGCCAAUAUUGUCGAAAGUUCCAGCUAUUCUUUAGAUUACUGUGUAGGGGUAGCUGCUUUUGUGCCAAUUGAUUUUGAUAGGAAACUAUGUGGACGAAAUGCUUAAGCAAUGGGUGAAUGGAGAACAUUUUUGUGUUCUUUCUUGAUUAUUA